AGCAACACAAAGCACUCGCAAGAGAACUCUCUCUCUCUCUCUCUCUCUCUCUCUCUCUCACAAACAAAAAUGUUGAGUCCUCUCCAAAUGUUCUCAAAAUCAUCAUCAACUUCUUCUUCUUCUUCUCCUUCAUCAGCUUUGAGUUCUACCAAUAAGCUCAAGAACCUUAUCCAAACCCUCGUACUCUCCCACAUGUGCAGGCUCAUACGUUCUCUCUCCAAAUUCAAAGCCAUAAUCCUCAACAUCAUUAACAACAACUACGAUUCAACCAUUGAUUUCCCUCAUCACCACUAUUCUAGAAAGACCAAUAGGAUUAUUCUGGGUUCUUUCAGGCUCCACUAUAAUUGGUGCUCCUCAAAAUCCUCUACUGCUACUCAUCACGUUCUUCCAGUGCUCCCAACAAACAAAUGGAACACCGUGCUCCCUUCCGAGAAGCAGCAACAACAAGAGGUUGUUGGUGAGAAUUUCCAUGACCUAGACCUUGCAGGGUACUUGCAGUGGCUUGAGGAGAAGCCUCAUCAUGGCGGGGAAGAAGAUCAGAGUUCCAAAGAGAUUAACGAGAUUGAUUUGAUGGCUGAAAUGUUCAUUGCCAAUUGCCAUGAGAAGUUCAGGUUGGAAAAGCAAGAAUCUGAUAGAAGGUUCCAAGAAAUGUUGGCUAGAGGAUUGUGACAAGAUUGAAGCCAAUAAUAAUGGUGUCUUUGGAUGCUAAUUUUCCACUACAACCGAAGUUGGUACAUACCAAAGGUCUAAUGCAGUUAUCUUUAUACGAAUUUGAUAGUUGAAUUAUUUAACAAUUCUUAACUAUUAACUAUAUUUAAAGAAAACUGCAUUGAGUUUUUAGGCAUCUGAUAUUAUUGUUGAUACAUAAUUUGGACCGUCAUUACUUGUAUGUUUUUUCUUUCAAGUUUGCAUUCCAAACAACUGCACUGCAACCACAAUUCAGUUACUACUUGUUAAUUAUUAUAUCCACUACUACUACUGUAUGUGGUGUGUGUAACUUGAGGGUUUGUUUAGGGCGUAGGUUUUUAUUUUGUAGUUCAAAUUAAGUUUCUUCUUUCUGUUAAAAAAUUAUGAUACAGAUACGAGUCUUAACAGCUUGUAUUUAAGACAAUAAAUAAGUUUUAUGGCUGGUAAGACUCGUGUUAGAGAUAUAUAUAUGAGGUGUUAGAAGUGUAUAGUACUAUGUAUAAAUUUAUUUUCUUCUCUUUAAUUUGUUGUAUGCAUUAGAAAGAUGAAGAGGCUGGAGAGGGAAUUUAAGGGGUGAUUCAAGAAACAUCAAGCACAAUAUAAUAAUUCUUCUAUGGCUAUGGUGUAUGUUUUUACCAUGCAGCUUCAGGCAAUGUUUAAUUGUUUAUACGGAAUUACUCUCUCUC
This is a messenger RNA of Arachis ipaensis, 1373 nucleotides long. RefSeq lists its product as uncharacterized. Lineage: Eukaryota; Viridiplantae; Streptophyta; Magnoliopsida; Fabales; Fabaceae. The record is from RefSeq and is a predicted model, not a curated record.